AUGAGCAAAUUACGCAUCCUUUGUUUGCAUGGCUUUACAUCCAAUGGUAGCAUCCAUGCACACCAAGUCCGGAAAAUCACACAAGCAUUAUCAGCCGACUAUGAUUUUCUCUUUCCGGACAGCCCUCAUGAGGUCGAGGUCACAGAAAAGAUGAAACUCGAAGAUCCCAUGACGAGAUCAUGGAGUGAGUUUGUCGCCCAGAACUCAAAUUCAGGACACAGAGCCUGGUGGUUUGCCAAAGAUCCAAAUCCGGCAAAGAAACAGCCUGGUAGCUUUCAGGGACUUGAGCAGAGCCUCGACUACAUCGGAGAUCUCCUGCAGAAGACAGGUCCUGUACAUGCAAUAUGGGGAUUUAGCCAGGGAGCGUGUUUCGCAGGGAUGUUGAUGGCAUUGCUUUCAAAUCAACAAAGAGACAACCCUCUUCGGAGUCGCCUUCCUAGCAGCCAGGCUGUGCCAAGUGCGGGCAUUUUCAUCUCUGGCUUCAAAGCGAGGUUCCCACAGUAUGACAGUGCAUAUGCAUCGGGAAUUGAUCCCCCAACACUGCAUAUAAUCGGCUCGAGAGAUACUUCUGUUACCCCUGAGCGAAGCGAAACUCUGCUGAAGGUUUGCAAGCAACCGACAAUAUUGAGGCAUGAGGGCGGUCACGAUUUGCCGAGUUCGGAGAAGGAUCAGAAAACGAUUGUUGAGUUUCUGUGUGAGAACGUCCAUACCGAAUAUUUGGGCGGUCGAGAGAAAAUAUAG
This is a messenger RNA of Cadophora gregata, 741 nucleotides long. RefSeq lists its product as uncharacterized. The record is from RefSeq and is a predicted model, not a curated record. The transcript has a single exon. Bases 1 to 741 code for a protein of 246 amino acids. Gene Ontology annotation, cellular component: nucleus; cytoplasm. NCBI's taxonomy places the organism in Eukaryota, Fungi, Ascomycota, Leotiomycetes, Helotiales, Ploettnerulaceae.